This is a messenger RNA of Labeo rohita (rohu), 2822 nucleotides long. RefSeq names its product ring finger protein 130 (gene rnf130). NCBI's taxonomy places the organism in Eukaryota, Metazoa, Chordata, Actinopteri, Cypriniformes, Cyprinidae. The transcript is spliced from 10 exons. The record is from RefSeq and is a predicted model, not a curated record. Bases 312 to 1595 code for a protein of 427 amino acids.
GUCGCGCAUGCGCACACGCGUACAGCCCAGUGUUGGCGAGAAGGAAAAAGGCGAGCAGAACAGCAACACAUCGGUCUGCCUAUGGCCGAAUGAGCCACGGCGCUGUGAAAUAUCACAACAAUAAGAGACUUUGACUGUAUAUAACACAGGUGGAAGCGACCGAGCAGGGGAAGCGACGCAUGGCUCUCCAUAUGAACGUUGUGGCUUGAGAGGAGGACAGUAUGUUUACAUGAGGGCUCUUGAGACAGAGCGCUGACCGUUGAAAGAUUCGCAGAGUCUGGUUGCGUUGAACGGUAAAGACAUUGCCGAAGAUGCUGAAGAGAUUGGCCGCGCCGGCGUCAUGCAGCAGCUGCCUUCUCGCCUUCCUCCUCGCCUUCGUCUCGCCCAGGUGUACGCUGUCUAUCGGUGCCGACAAAACUAUGGUGAACAAGGAGGAUUAUUAUAGCGCUACGGUCAACGCCACCGUUUUGGACCAUAAAGGCAAUCCUCAACAGAUGGUGACGAAAAAUGACGGGCGGUACGGCCAGAAUUCCCCCAAAAUAGAGGCGAAGGGCAUCGUGAUCGCACCUGCUACUGUUAAUGGGGUGGAUUUGCAAGGCUGCUGUCCACACACCCGGUUUAUAGUCCCUCCGAAAACCACACACUGGGUGGCCAUUAUGCAGAGAGGGAAGUGCACCUUCAAGGAGAAGAUCCUUAAGGCAGCUGCUUUCAAUGCCUCAGCUGUCAUUAUCUACAAUAACAGCACCAAAGAGGACACAGUCACGAUGGCUCAUGAAGGCACUGGAGACAUAGUGGCAGUCAUGAUCACAGAGUCCUUUGGGAAGGAGAUUCUGGGAUUCCUGGAGAAGAACCAGACUGUUUUAGUAUCUGUGAUGGUGGGAUCACGAGGCCUCCCCAAGAACAUCAACCGUGGCUCCUUGGUGUUUGUCUCCAUCUCCUUUAUCGUGCUGAUGAUUAUCUCCUCUGCUUGGCUGAUCUUCUACUUCAUCCAGAAGAUCAGAGACACCAGCGCACGGGACCGUAGUCAGCGACGGCUGGGCGAUGCUGCCAAGAAGGCCAUUAGCAAGCUGACUACCAGGACAGUAAAAAGAGGAGACAAGGAAACAGAGCCAGAUUUUAAUCAUUGUGCAGUAUGCAUUGAAGGUUAUCAGCUAAACGAUGUGGUCCGCAUCCUACCUUGCAAGCACGUCUUCCAUAAAAUGUGUGUGGAUCCAUGGCUAAAUGAGCACUGCACCUGUCCUAUGUGUAAACUCAACAUCCUCAAAGCUCUGGGAGUUAUGCCCAACCUGCCCUGUGUGGACAACAUGGCUUUUGACAUGGAUCGGAUGUCCCGCAGUCAGACGUCCAGCCAGAGGACGGCGCUGGUGGACUUGUCCUCUGAGACCAGCAUCAGUCUGGAGCCCCUACGCCACUCCAGUUCCUCCCAGCUUCCCUCCGACGAAGAGCUCAUUCCUCGCACCGGAGAGAUCAACAUUGCUGUCACUAAAGAGUGGUUUAUUGUUGCCAGCUUCGGCGUCCUCUCUGCUCUCACACUUUGCUACAUGAUCAUCAGAGCCACUGCCAGCACCUCUAACUAUGAACCCAAGUUGGAGUGAAGUUUUUUUAUGGCAUCCUGAUUUCUAAACCAGAUAUGCAUCCUGAAAAACAGUUGCCGAUUGCACUUCAAGUCCGUUUCUUACUCAUUCAUUGCUAGUGUUAAUAGAGCUGUAGACAUGAGCGUAUUCAGAGCUUUUCACUGGAUGGUAUUGCUAAUUAUCUUUUUUUUUUUUUUUUUUACUUAAUUGCUGUAUUUAAUAAGCCUUUCUUGUUUUCAUUUUAGAUUAAUAGAGUUUUGCAUAUAUUAAAUGUCUUUUAAAUGUGUAUAUAUUUUCAAAUCCUUUGCUUUGUCUUUGUCAUGUGAAUUACAUUUUUAAAACAUUUGUGUGUGUAUUAAAAUUGCUUUGUGCAAACAUCUUUGUUGUGCUUUUUAGUAAGUUAGGAGUUACCAGUACUAGUUGUAUUCCUUGAUACUGCUUUGAUACUUCUGUCUUUCUCAGUUUACCAUGGUGAGACUCUUGAAUAUCAUUUUCACUUUCAGACCAGAAACCCUGAUAAUGUCCCAUGUCUACUAGACACGCAAUAUUGAUUUACCAUGUCAUAUAAUAGCUCUACACUUUAAUUCAGUAGUGCCUUACAGUAAGCCAAGCCAAGAGCACAAAAAUUACUGUAAUACAUCUAUAAGGCCAGAUUGUGUAUAGUAUCAGCCUGACAUUUAAUGCAUUGAAAUAGAGAUUGUGUAACUUAAGGUCAGGAUUGCUCAGCUGCAGCACAGAAAACCGGAAGGAUUACUUGAUGGACAGAAGCAUAUUUUGCUGUAUUGUAGUAUAAUAUACAUUAUUAUGACACAGCUAUACAGAAUACUCAAUUCUGAUUGGUCAGUCACCACAUUCCGAGGUAUGUUAUUCCCUGAUAACAACUGGUAAAAACUAAUAACACAGGCUGCAGUCGGCACAUUUUUUCGUGGAAGCUUUGCAUUUGGUUAGCUAAUAAAAUAUUAAAAAUCAACAUUUAAUCAAUACUCUGUGUACAGUUAUUUAAUUAUGUCAUCCUGGUAUCGUGGACCCACUCUCUCUUGUAAUGCAUUGUAAGGUAACUAACAAACUGGUAAGAUUUUAAAAGGUUCCGUCUUAAGUCAAUGUUUUUUUUCGAUAUAAUUAUCCAUGUGGUGAAAUGCCGUUUAGUCUAGCAACUGCUUUCUCUACGGAUGCUUUGCAUUCAAAUAUUUCACCUCAAAUCAAUAUUUUGUGUGUAAUUGUUUAGUUUUGUGGCAAGCAGUGAUGUAA